UUUGUCGCAGUUUUAUUACACAGCGACAAGUUUACUGCGGUGUCGUUCUUUUGUUUUUGUACCAUAUAUUUAACAUAAUUUGUUGUUUGUUUGUUUGUUCAUGUGGACUGGCGUGGUAAUUAGGGGUCCCGUGACUCCGCAUACAUAAAAAUGAAUAAAGGGUGGCUGGAACUCGAAAGUGACCCAGGACUCUUCACGCUCCUGGUGGAGGAUUUUGGUGUGAAAGGUGUUCAGGUUGAGGAGAUAUAUGAUUUGCAGAGCAAAUGCCAAAGCCCGGUGUAUGGCUUCAUCUUCCUCUUCAAAUGGAUAGAGGAACGCCGAUCCAGAAGGAAGGUGUCCACACUGGUAGAUGAGACCUCAGUUAUUGAUGAAGAAAUUGUCAAUGACAUGUUCUUUGCUCACCAGCUCAUCCCCAACUCCUGCGCCACCCACGCCCUGCUCAGUGUGCUCCUCAACUGCAAUGGCGUGGAGCUGGGACCCACCCUCAGCCGGAUGAAGGCAUUCACCAAAGGCUUCAGUCCAGAGAGUAAAGGAUAUGCAAUCGGAAAUGCUCCUGAACUUGCCAAAGCACACAACAGUCAUGCCAGGCCCGAGCCCAGGCACCUGCCAGAGAAGCAGAAUGGCAUCAGCGCGGUCCGGACCAUGGAGGCCUUCCACUUCGUCAGCUACGUUCCCGUCAAGGACCGUCUGUUUGAAUUAGACGGCCUCAAGGCCUACCCCAUUGACCACGGUCCGUGGGCAGAAGACGAGGAGUGGACAGACAAAGCCCGCCGUGUCAUCAUGGAGCGGAUAGGACUGGCUACAGCUGGUGAGCCAUACCAUGAUAUCCGCUUCAACCUGAUGGCUGUGGUUCCUGACCGGAGGAUGAAAUAUGAGUCCAGACUGGAGAUCCUGAAGAAGAACAGGCAGACGGUGCUGGAGGGCCUACAGCAGCUCAUCCGAAUGACUCAGCCUGAGUUGGUCCAGGACCGUAAGCAGCAGGAAGCUUCAUUUCCUGAGGACACACCCCCUGCUAUGAAGCAUGAGCUGGAUGCCAACACUGAGAGCACAGCCACGGCUGAGAUGGCUGCUCCCACAGAUCCUGCAGAUCAGCAGAGCCUCCGUGGCCAGCCCCAGACUGCCCACGCCUCGCUGAGUCGGGGCAAAGCCCCUCUCAAGCAGCCAGGGCCCACUGGAAAUGCGCCACCCGUCAACAGUCCCAAUCCCAUUGUUCAGCGCCUGCCUGCUUUCCUGGACAACCAUAACUACGCCAAGUCUCCCAUGCAGGAGGAGGAAGACUUGGCCGCAGGAGUGAGUCGCUCCCGGCCUCCUGGCCCGCCGAAUCCCUCCUACUCUGAUGAUGAAGAUGACUAUGAGGAUGAAGAAGACGAAGACUGUAGCAACACCGAUGCACACAGCAGGUUCAGGAGGAAGACGGGCCUGAGACCAGGAGGCCGGGGCCUGGAGGGCCAGCUGGCUCUGAACGUGCUGGCAGAGAAGCUGAAGAAGGAAUGCCAAAGGAAGGACGUGUCAACACCACUGUCGGUGCGGACGGAGGGCCGCACUGGGGGGAUCUGCAUCACUGCGCCCUCGCAGCCCUCACCCACGCCCAGCAACGAGAGCACGGACACAGCGUCGGAGAUUGGCAGUGCCUUCAACUCGCCACUCCGCUCACCGCUGCGCUCUGCCGCUGCCACCAGACCCUCCAGCCCAGUCACUUCCCACCUGUCCAAGGUGAUAUUUGGGGAGGAGGACGGUCUGCUCCGCCUUGACUGCCUACGCUACAACCGUGCUGUGCGUGAGCUGGGGGGCGCUGUCGGCUCGACGCUACUCCACCUACAGGAGGACGGCGUGCUCUGCACCCUUGCCGCCACAGGAGAUACUCCUGUGGACGGCAUCAAGCAGAACCCUGCUCCAAGACCAGUAGAGGGCAUCAAGACAGAAGACACAGACGACGGUGCUGAAGUGAAACCCAAUAAGGAAAGGAUUGAGCCUCCUGAAAACAGCACCCCCUAUAGGCCGGCUGGGGAGAAGUACUCCCCUAAGGAGCUGCUGGCUCUGCUGAAAUGCGUGGAGUCUGACAUUGCCAAUUAUGAAGUGUGUCUCAAGGAGGAGGUUGAGAAGCGGAAGAAGUACAAGAUCGAUGACCAGAGGCGGACCCAUAACUAUGACGAGUUCAUCUGCACGUUCAUCUCCAUGCUGGCUCAGGAAGGCAUGCUGGCCAGCCUGGUGGAGCAGAACAUCUCAGUGAGGCGUCGCCAGGGCGUGAGCAUCGGACGACUGCACAAACAAAGGAAGCCGGAUAGGCGGAAACGUUCACGCCCAUACAAGGCCAAGCGCCAGUGACCCCCCCCCCCCCACAUACACACACACAUACACACAGGGCCUGCUAGGCAGCCUCACAUAAGGCUAUCCAGCCAUGACACUGCUCUUCUCACCACCGCCCAGCACUGACUGGCAGUUACGUCACACCUCUUCCCGCCUUGCCCAGCCAAUCAGGAUGGACCCCAACCCCCCCACCCCUUAUUACAUGAGCUGGAAGUGAGCACUGCCGCAAACAUGAGAAACUAGGAAAUUCAAUUUUCCCUUUGUUUUUCUAACCAAACGUUACCAAGAAGGAUCAUGCAUUGAGAUGUAUAAGUGUAUUCGGUGAUUCAUUUUGACCUCUUGUCUGUGUGGGUUUAUGUGAUAUGAUCAUGUCUUUCCAAUGGUGCCAAUGCACUGAUACAUUUAGUGAACAAAUGUAAUUAAAAAGUCUGAUAGACUAUUCAUUUGUGUUUGGACUGAAAGUGUUUUUAAUACCUUUUACAAUUUUUGAAUAUUACUGUUUAAUAUCUUACGGUCAGUAUGAUUUUAAAUGGGUUCGGAGCCUGGCGAAUGGUGACUUAGCCCUUGUCAUGGGGUAGAUCCUGUCAGCCACUUCAGGACUGCCUUCCCGUUAAGCUCCCGGUAGACAAAUAACCGCAGUCUACUAGGUGAUUGUGUAGACUAGGAGUCUGGGCAGUUUAAAUUGCAUAAAAGAUUAAAUCACCCAGGUUGAGGUUAAAGGCCUAUGGGAUGUGUCUUGCACCUUGGCCGUGUGCAAGUGGCCUCUUUUCUUUUGCUGCAGUCUGUAAGGGGCGGGGAUGUGUGCAUGGAGCUGUAUUUCUUUCUGUACGUUUGUUUUUCUGUACCAGCUUGUAGCUGUUAUUUCAGUUUUUUUACAAGACACUGUAAUUUAAUGCAGUAGCGGAAUGCAGGAGUUUUUUUUGUCAAAAUAAAAAUGGAAAUCAAACAAA
This is a messenger RNA of Paramormyrops kingsleyae, 3257 nucleotides long. It is a transcript of the gene bap1, whose product is annotated as BRCA1 associated deubiquitinase 1. Gene Ontology annotation, molecular function: cysteine-type deubiquitinase activity. Gene Ontology annotation, biological process: protein deubiquitination; ubiquitin-dependent protein catabolic process. NCBI's taxonomy places the organism in Eukaryota, Metazoa, Chordata, Actinopteri, Osteoglossiformes, Mormyridae. The record is from RefSeq and is a predicted model, not a curated record. Gene Ontology annotation, cellular component: cytoplasm.